UGUUGGGUUUGUAUUGACUGCCCUCUAGGGGUGGUGUAGCGGCAGUGCCAUGAACGGAUGUUUACGAUCUCCAUGGUGACCAUUAACUGUUACCUGUCUUACAAAUAAAACACAUAGCUAACGUUAACUUACCAGUUAUAAGCAAACAUGAGCGUCUCGGUCACACGCACAUUUCAGAAGAAAAAUGAGGGCAGAAGGGUUUUCAGACAACAGAGGACAUAUGAUUAUUUGUACGAUCCAUUAUAUACAGUGUCAGCUGAUGUGGAUCACGCCAGAGAAAACCUCCGUGCUCAGGCUUCACUGGAUCGAGUGCGGAAGGUCCCAGAGUUUAACUGCAUGUUUAGUAACCUUGCACACCACCCCCGUUACACCUUACGCCUGGAAUCCACUGACCCCGUGCCUGCGUUCAUUGACCGGCGUUGGCGGGGCUUCGCUGAGCAGAGGAGGCAGGCCCUGCAGCGACUGACAGGGGUCAUGUCUGGGGUUGAUAUCCAUAGACUGAACCCUGCUGAUGUGACAGGAGUGGACCGCUGGAAGUUUUUUAAACGUCCUCUCAUUCCUUUUGCCCAACAGAUUCCUUCUGAUGUUGUAUUUGCUUUACCAAAAUCUGACCUCCUUUCUGAUCCUAAUGGAGAUAAACGGCCGCCCACUCCGUUCCACCGGAGCGUGGGAGUUCAGACAGACUAUCGGGAGAGUGAGACACAGACAGACCCCUACUCUCCAGACUAUGUGGUUCGCCCCGGGACAGCCUCCCCUGAGCUGCUCACACUGGCCACACUCACAUGGGGCUGUGGGCUGCCUGCAGGGCUGGCAGAAGUGGAGAUGAUCGAGAGGGCAAGAAUGAAGAGAGCAUGGGAGGCAACUCUGCCCCCGCUGGACGACCUCUCUCAGAUUGACAAAAGAAGAAGGAUGAUGGAGGAGAUGGAGAGGAAAGAGUGGGCCUUCAGAGAAGAGGAGAUUGAGAAGCUGCAGGAGGCACGACUGACCCUGCUGGUGCAGCUCUUGCGUCAGAGGGAGGAGAAGCAAGAGGAGGUCAAGAUGGAGCGACUGGACAUGAGCUUUUCCAAGCUCCAGCAAGAGAAGGAGGCGCGGCUUAAGAAGAUACACAAAGACUACACCAUUUCAAUGCGGAAGCUUCUGGCAAAGCGCAAGAAUGUGGAGGGAAAGCUGGAGAGACGUGAUAUUAUAAAGGAUUAUUCAGAUUAUGGGUCUCAGACAUACGCUCCUCUGUCUCGGAUUUCCAACCGCAACGUGGUGAAGAGUUCCUUUCUCAGCACGUAUCAAGGUCUGUUAGAACUGGAGGCAGGUCUUUCUCCAUCUGUCAUCGAGCCUCACAUUAAAGUGCCAAAACCUAAAGUGACUAAAGGCUUCAUCACACGCUCAGCCCGCAGAGAUCUAGAGCUCAUGAAGACUCAUCAGGCUCUGAAAGAGAAAAAGGUCUGCAGGGUGGAAAAGAAACCUCUGCGGUUUCUCUCUAAGAAGGAAAAACCUGCUCCACGACCCCUGACCCCUGCGGUGGAUGAGCCCCCUGAGGGAGAUGAGGAAAAGGAACUGGCUAUCAUCUUUCUGCAGAAAGUGCUCAGAGGAAGAUCCACCCAGAAUCAGAUGUUCGAAGAAAAAAUGAAACGAUUGGAACUGAUCCAAGAACUGCGUACCACCCACGCACUGCAGAAGGAGGAACAGGACAAGAAGGAGGCGGAAAAACAGGUCACACUCGCCUUGCAGAAACAGAGAGACAUCCAGUCUGACAGAGUGUCUCAGAUUGAGUCCUGUCUAGAUGGCCUGUCUGGGGGAGUGAUUGUGGACAUGCUGGACUUUUUGUCUAAGGAGUUGGUCCGGCUGCAGGAGGAAAGACGAAUCCACGCCUUUACGCUAUUGGCUGAGAGAGAUCGGCGUAUUCGUGAGGCUGAGGAGAGUGGAAGGCGGCAGAUAGAGGAGAGGAGACGCAGAGAGGAGGAUGAGAUAUUUAAACAGGUGGUCAAGGUGCACCAGGACACAGUAGACAUAUACCUGGAGGAUGUCAUCCUGGGCUCCAUUAACCAGACAGCUGAUGCCCUGGCCAGAGAGGAGAUACACCGUCAGGCUGAGGAGCUGAACAACAUCACCUAUGCCAUGGAGGAGACGAGGAGUAGGCAGCAGUCAGAAGAGAUUGUGGCAGAACUCGUAUACAGAUUCCUCAUUCCUGAGGUCCAGAAGAUUGAUGUCAGAGAAAGAGUUCGUCAGAGCCAAAGAAGGCAUCUGCAAGCAGCUCGUUCAAUCAUCAGUAGCAGUCUAGGAUCUUCUGCGGUCUCCCAGACCCCAUUGCCCUCAGACAGAGCCUCUUCAGCAGUCCUUAAUGACAUACUCAGCCAAGUAGAGGAGGCUGUUCAAUCUGAAAACAGAAAACAAUCUGACCAGUGAUCCAACAGCAGACACUCACAACGGGAAUGGGAAACAUGCAGACUAAGUCCAAGGGCAUGCACUACAAACCAUUAAAACAGUCCUACAUGCAUGUAAA
This is a messenger RNA of Pimephales promelas (fathead minnow), 2497 nucleotides long. RefSeq names its product cilia and flagella associated protein 91 (gene cfap91). The record is from RefSeq and is a predicted model, not a curated record. Lineage: Eukaryota; Metazoa; Chordata; Actinopteri; Cypriniformes; Leuciscidae.